CAGCUGCUCAGCGUAAAGUUGUGUACGCGGAAGAAACUGCAAUUCGUUUGGCCGAUUCGCAGUGGAACAGUUUAUAAUUCCGGACGGCAGGAUUUCAUCUGGCAGAGAGCCACCGCGCAGCCAACUAGCCAGUUGUUCCGAUCCGCGAGAACACCGAUAUUAGUCCGGAUUCCGCAACACAACGACACGGCCAAUAAGCCAACAACAAGAAAUCGAGUGUGCGCCCUGCAGCAAAAACAAAAACAACAGAAAAACCGAGAGUUUCCCGUGUGUUCGCAUUUACCAAAUUUGUUGGCCAAAUAAAGUAGAAAUCGGUUUUCGCAAAACGAAAGUGCCGCAAUUAGUGGUUAUAUAAAUGUAAGCUAAACAACGCGUCGUGCAAGAAACUAUGUGGAUUUGUUCGCAAAAAGUUGACAAAUCGAGAAGAACUAGCAGCGAGUACUAGGUCAUAAACGCACGACCUCUCCAACUGGAAACCUCAAUUAUAGAUCCACCCCAUUUAAAUUUCUUUUGUGGAUAAAGGCGCGUGUCGUCGAUUUGUCACCAAACAUCACCAAACAGCCGAUCCCUCGCCGAAAAGCAAGCCAGCCAAGAUUGGCCAGAUCUGGACGGGAUUUGGAGGAGCCGCAGCCAUGAUUGGACGUCUGUUUCGCGCCCACGGCGAGUUCUGCGCCUCGCAUCCAUGGGAGGUCAUCGUCGCCCUGCUGACCAUCACGGCCUGCAUGCUGACGGUGGACAAGAACAAUACCCUGGAUGCGAGCAGCGGUCUGGGCACGGCCACCGCCUCAGCAGCCACCGCAGGAGCUGGAGGAUCAGGGGCUAGUGGAGCAGCCAUGCCACCACCGUCCGUGGGUGGAUCGGCGACCUCCAGCCGGCACAGACCCUGCCACGGCUGGAGCCAAUCCUGCGAUGGCCUCGAGGCGGAGUACAAUGCCGCCGACGUCAUCCUGAUGACCAUCGUGCGCUGCACGGCGGUGCUCUACUGCUACUACCAGUUCUGCAGCCUCCACCGGCUGGGAUCCAAAUAUGUGCUGGGCAUCGCCGGCCUCUUCACGGUCUUCUCCAGCUUCAUCUUCACCACGGCCAUCAUCAAGUUCCUGGGCAGCGACAUCUCCGAACUGAAGGACGCCCUGUUCUUCCUGCUGCUGGUCAUCGACCUGUCCAACUCGGGUCGGCUGGCCCAACUGGCGCUCUCGGGCAGCAACCAGGCCGAGGUGACGCAGAACAUUGCCCGGGGUCUGGAGCUCCUGGGACCCGCCAUCUCCUUGGACACCAUUGUGGAGGUGCUGCUGGUGGGCGUGGGCACUCUUUCGGGGGUUCAGCGACUGGAGGUGCUCUGCAUGUUUGCGGUGCUCUCGGUGCUGGUCAACUACGUGGUCUUCAUGACCUUCUAUCCCGCCUGCCUGUCGCUGAUCUUCGACCUUUCCCGCUCCGGCGUCGACAUGUCAGUGGUGCGGGAGAAGGCAAAGGGCUCCUUGCUCCUCAAGUCGCUCACCGAGGAGGAGCAGAAGGCCAAUCCGGUGCUGCAGCGCGUCAAGCUGAUCAUGACCACCGGUCUGAUGGCCGUGCACAUCUACAGUCGAGUGGCCUUCUCCGGCAGCGACUACGAUUCCGUGGACAAGACCCUUUCCCCCACGCUAAGUCUGAAUGUUAGCAACAAUCGCACGGAGUCGGGCGAGAUCACCGACAUUAUCAUCAAAUGGCUUACCAUGAGCGCCGAUCACAUAGUAAUCUCCAUUGUUCUCAUCGCCCUGGUGGUCAAAUUCAUUUGCUUCGACAAUCGCGAUCCUCUGCCCGACCAGCUGCGCCAUUCGGGUCCUGUGGAAAUUGCCGCCAAGGCCUCCCAAACCACGCCCAUUGAGGAGGAGCAGGAUGGGCACUCGAACCAGUCGGGGAUCAGUGCAGUUCCACCUGCAAUCCGUGCCCCACUUUUCACCAUCGAAGAGCAGAGCUCGGCGAAUGCUUCCACGCAGACGGAGCUACUGCCCCUGCGCCACCGCUUAGUGGGUCCGAUCCGACCUCCCCGCCCACUGCAAGAAUGCCUCGACAUCCUGAACUCCCACGAGGAUGGCAGUGGACCCGCUUCCCUGAGCGACGAAGAGAUCGUGACCAUCAUCCAGGCAGGCGGCACGCACUGUCCGCUCUACAAGAUCGAAUCCGUGCUGGAUGAUCCCGAAAGGGGAGUGCGAAUCCGACGACAAAUCAUUGCGGGACGCGCCAGGAUGCCGGUGGGUCGACUGGAUGUCCUGCCCUACGAACACUUCGACUAUCGCCGUGUGCUGAACGCCUGUUGCGAGAACGUUUUGGGUUAUGUGCCCAUUCCCGUGGGUUAUGCCGGUCCACUGCUGCUGGAUGGGGAGACCUACUACGUGCCGAUGGCCACCACCGAGGGAGCUCUAGUGGCGUCCACGAACCGCGGCUGCAAGGCUCUCUCAGUUCGUGGAGUCCGUUCCGUUGUGGAGGAUGUAGGCAUGACCAGGGCGCCCUGUGUGCGUUUUCCCAGUGUUGCUCGUGCUGCUGAAGCCAAGUCCUGGAUCGAGAACGAUGACAACUAUCAGCUGGUGAAGACCGAGUUCGAUUCCACAUCCCGAUUCGGUCGGCUGAAGGAGUGCCACAUUGCCAUGGACGGACCGCAGCUGUACAUUCGUUUUGUCGCCACCACCGGCGACGCCAUGGGCAUGAACAUGGUGUCCAAGGGCGCCGAGAUGGCCCUGCGUCGCAUCAAGCGCCAGUUUCCCGACAUGCAGAUCAUCUCGCUCAGCGGCAACUUUUGCUGCGACAAGAAACCGGCGGCCAUCAACUGGAUCAAGGGACGUGGCAAGCGGGUGGUCACCGAGUGCACCAUUUCGGCGGCCACACUGCGCUCCGUUUUGAAGACGGAUGCCAAGACGCUGGUCGAGUGCAACAAGCUUAAGAACAUGGGCGGCAGUGCAAUGGCUGGAAGUAUUGGUGGCAACAAUGCCCAUGCGGCGAACAUGGUCACCGCCGUCUUUCUGGCCACCGGGCAGGAUCCCGCCCAGAAUGUUACCUCGAGCAACUGCUCCACGGCCAUGGAGUGCUGGGCGGAGAACAGCGAGGACCUCUACAUGACCUGCACAAUGCCCUCGCUGGAGGUUGGCACCGUAGGCGGCGGCACCGGGCUGCCCGGCCAGAGUGCCUGUCUGGAAAUGCUCGGCGUGCGAGGAGCACACGCCUCGCGGCCAGGCGACAAUGCCAAGAAGCUGGCCCAGAUCGUCUGCGCCACGGUCAUGGCCGGCGAACUGAGCCUGAUGGCCGCGCUGGUCAACAGCGAUCUAGUCAAGAGUCACAUGCGUCACAAUCGCUCCUCCAUCGCCGUGAGCAGCGCCAACAAUCCUCUCAACGUGACCGUGUCCAGCUGCAGCACCAUUAGCUAAGAUUGGGCGUCCCAGGGGCGCCGACUUCUACCCUUUUGUACAUAGAGUCUCUUAGCGGGCAGGCCAGGCGUUGCAACUCAUUUCUUUAGGUGUUACCUUGUAGUUGACUGUUUCACAAAUUGCUUGAUAAAUAACCAACCUGAUUGGCCUGGCCAAGGAACCGAACAGCAAGCAGCGUCCUCCUCCAGAGCGGCGUAUCCUUCCAAGCCAAUGCUGGGAGCGUAGGCUGGGAUGAUCCGUAUCCACUGUGGCUGCUACUUCCAACUUAGAUUGUAUGUUUUGUCAUAAUGCUAUUUUUUUCUACCUAUAUAACUAAAUACUGAACGAAGAUCCCUUGGAAUCGCCUCCAGAUGCCAGCCAAAUGGAGCUAUGACCAGGAUUCGUGCAAGCGCUGAACUUGUAAAAAGUAUUUCCUAAGCGAAAAGUAGUACGUAGGGUUUAUAUAGUGACUAAAUUAAAACGUUUAAUUAAAGCGAACAUGAUCGAUAUCGAUAUCUUAA
Molecule: messenger RNA, 3895 nt
Organism: Drosophila ficusphila
Lineage: Eukaryota; Metazoa; Arthropoda; Insecta; Diptera; Drosophilidae
Gene: Hmgcr
Product: 3-hydroxy-3-methylglutaryl-coenzyme A reductase
Exons: 6
Coding region: 633-3395 (920 amino acids)
Biological process (GO): isoprenoid biosynthetic process; sterol biosynthetic process; coenzyme A metabolic process
Cellular component (GO): peroxisomal membrane; endoplasmic reticulum membrane
Molecular function (GO): protein binding; NADP binding; hydroxymethylglutaryl-CoA reductase (NADPH) activity
Source: RefSeq, a predicted model, not a curated record